AUGCCAAGUAGGAAGUUUGCCGACGGCGAGGUGGUCCGAGGCCGGUGGCCAGGGAGCUCACUCUAUUACGAAGUGGAAAUUCUGAGCCAUGACGGCAAGUCCCAGCUGUACACGGUCAAGUACAAGGACGGGACGGAGCUGGAGCUGAAGGAGAGUGACAUCAAGGAACAGUUCCCUUUGUCACAAGAAAGUAGUUAUACAUAUACACAGUACAGCCUUCGUCCAAGAAGAGAAGAGAGCAAAUUAAAAAAAAUAGACUUAGAGGAAGAAGAAAUUGUUACAAAAGGACCUACGUCGUUGAGAACCUUUGAAAUGACAGCCCCGCAGACGAAGGACUUGGAGUUUGGCGGAGUCCCGGGUGUGCUUCUUAUCAUGCUGGGCCUGCCCGCCUUCCUCUUCCUGUUGCUGUUGAUGUGCAGGCAGCGAGAGCCCGGCCUCCUGAACUUCCCGCCUCCGCUGCCAGCUUUGUCUGAGCUGUGGGAAGCCAGAGCGUUCGGGGCCUACCUCCUCUGGUUCGCCGUCCAGGCGCUGUUCUACUUGCUGCCCAUCGGGAAGGUGGUAGAAGGCACGCCGCUGGCUGAUGGGAGGAGACUCCAGUAUAGACUAAACGGGUUCUACGCCUUCAUCCUGACCUCGGCAGCCGUGGGAGCCGCUCUCUUGUGGGGCGUGGACCUCUGCUACGUGUACCACCACUUCCUGCAGUUGGCCCUGGCGGCCCUGCUGUUCGCCACCGGCCUGAGCGGCUACCUCUACGCGCGGGCCCUGCGGGCGCCCCGGGGGGCCCUGUCUCCGGCCAGCUCUGGAAACGCCAUCUACGAUUUCUUCAUCGGCCGCGAGCUGAACCCUCGGAUCGGGACUUUCGAUCUCAAAUACUUCUGUGAGCUGCGCCCCGGGCUGAUGGGCUGGGUGGUGAUCAACCUGGCGAUGCUUCUGGCCGAGAUGAAGCUACAGCACCGCGCUGCCCCCUCCCUGGCGAUGGUUUUGGUGAACAGCUUCCAGCUCUUGUACGUGGUGGACGCGCUCUGGAACGAGGAGGCGGUGCUGACCACCAUGGACAUCAUCCACGACGGCUUUGGCUUCAUGCUGGCCUUCGGGGACCUGGUGUGGGUGCCCUUCGUGUACAGCCUGCAGGCCUUCUACCUGGUCCGCCACCCCAGCGAGCUGUCCUGGCCGCUGGCCGCGCUCAUCGUCGCCCUGAAACUUUGUGGGUAUGUAAUCUUCCGAUGUGCAAAUGCUCAGAAAAAUGCAUUCCGGAAAAACCCUGCUGAUCCGAAGCUUGCACAUUUAAAAACCAUUCACACGUCCACGGGCAAGAACCUUCUCGUUUCCGGAUGGUGGGGCUUCGUUCGCCACCCCAACUACUUGGGCGACCUCAUCAUGGCCCUGGCCUGGUCCCUGCCGUGUGGUUUCCAGCACGCCCUGCCCUAUUUCUACGUGGUCUACUUCGCCGUGCUGCUGGUGCACCGGGAGGCGCGGGACGAGCGCCAGUGCCGGCGGAAGUACGGCGUGGCCUGGGACAAGUACUGCCAGCGCGUGCCCUACCGCCUCCUCCCCUACGUGUACUAG
Molecule: messenger RNA, 1566 nt
Organism: Pipistrellus nathusii (Nathusius's pipistrelle)
Lineage: Eukaryota; Metazoa; Chordata; Mammalia; Chiroptera; Vespertilionidae
Source: the annotation of a GenBank genome assembly